CCGAAACGUUGCCUAUUUCCUUCGCUCCACAGAUGCUGCCUCACCUGCUGAGUUUCUCCAGCAUUUUUGUCUACCUUCGAUUAUCCAGCAUCUGCAGUUCCUUCUUGAAUAUAAAGGGUUAAAUCGUUUUGUUAUUGAAGGUAGACGGAUGAAUUGAGAGCUCCUGUGUCUGACCCCAAUCCUAACCAUCUGAGCCUUUUUUCUCUGAAUGAAAGGCGAGAAUAGUGGAGAUGAAUCAUAGUUUUCUGUUUAUCUAAACCUCCCACAGAUGUGGCCUAAUCGCUGUUCAAAAGCUCGCUACUGAAAAUCAAUUGGACGCAGACUAGUCCAGCCUCCAUAGUGAUCACAGGCUCUCUCUUGAGCUGAAAGUAACCUUUUUUUCCCCUCUCUCAGCUGAGCAGAGGGUGGGGAUAGGUUACCCGACCACACUGAACCAGCCACCAGCCUCUCUCUCUCUUACUUCUUGUGAGCGGAACCAACUCUUGCCUCAAAUCUGUGCUGGAAGCUGGAAGAUUAAAAGUUCCUUAAAACUGAAGAAGCGCGAGGUUGUCUUGAGAACCGGCAUGAUGUAUCUGCAGGCUCUCCUUGGUGCAGGUCUGGCCGUUCUCUGCUUCAGCCUGGUCGUUGGUUGUGCUAUCUGUUGGCGGAAGGGAAAGCACCGGCUUGCUGCCGCUGGCAAGGAGCAGGCAUCGGAGCGGAUCGUGCUGGACCCCAGCGCCGGGCUGCUCGGACACGCCGGCACUCCCGUUAAACAGCAGUACGAGGAGAUCGAGGGCUCGGUUCUGGACAACCCGCACUGCCCCCCCGCCAACGGGCCAGACCUCGGACAACGGGGCAAACCUGGUCCACACGGACGGGCAUCCUUGCCCUUCAUCCCACCGGUCCAAAAGGCCGGCAAAACCAGGCGCAUCCUGGAGCGCCGGUGCACGGUGUCGGGAGACAGCUGGUACUACAGGGACCCCACCGCCAUCGGUCAUUCCCAGACUGCGCCGGACGUGAAGACAAAGGCCAGGCCUCUCCUGCACUUCACGCUCCUCUACUCGCCCUACGAGAUGACUCUGACGGUGAGCGUGAUCGGCCUCCACAACCUCCCCAAGAAGUUUGGCCCCAACUGCGACUCGUAUGUGCGGGUGCGGCUCCUGCCCAAGGUGGCGGACGCCCAGCAAACCGCCACGCGCAGGAAGAGCAUGAACCCCGACUUCCGGGAGAGUUUCCAGUUCUCGGGGUACAGCCUGGACGAGAUCAGGCGCUUCAAGCUUCGCUUCGCCGCCUAUGUCAAGGAGUUCCACAACCUGAAAGACACCUUCGUGGGAGAGUUGCUCUUCCCACUGGAGCAGGGCGACUGGGAGUCGGACACUUCCCCCACCUACACCAGGGAGUUGACCAGCACCAGGACUAAGCUCAAAAAGUGCCUCAGCAGCCAUGAUGUGGUGAGCCCCACCAGCGGCAGCCCAGCGCACACCAAGCCCGUUGGUCAACUGUUCAUCCUCCUGCAGUACCAGACACUUGCGAACCGCAUCAAGGUCAUGGUGCGUAAAGCCGAGACCCUCGGCCGUCUGACCCGCAUCCCAGGGUCACCAGACCACUGCGUUAUUAUAAAUCUUUACAAAGAUGGCAAAGUUAUUGCCACCAAGGAAACAAAAACUUCAAGUGGCUACAAUCCUGUGUGGAAUGCUCCAUUUCUCUUUGACAUCCCUUCAGGGAACAUUGAAAGUCUGGCUGUCUCGUUGGAGUUCAUUGUCAUGCAGGGCCGUAUUUACACCAGAAGCUGUGUCCUGGGCCGGGUGCUCAUCGGGGCCGAUGCCCCCGAGAUGGGGAGGAUGCACUGGAAGGAGAUGUCCAGCCGCGGCCACGUGGAAACCGCACGGUGGCACGCCAUCCAGUCGGACGCUGUGUAGACGACCACGUGUAGACGUCAUAUCUCAUUCCCCCCGCCCUCCCCUCAGCGACAGCCUGUACGUUGAUAAAUGUCCCAUCCUACGUCAAUUUGAAGCUUGGUGUGGUCAACCUGAUGCUACCCUUGUUGGCCUAGAUGUUACCCUUGUUGGCCCAGUCCUGUCCAGUCCAGUACUAGUUGCCAAGGGACCACGUCGAGACCAUUUCAUCUCUAAACUUAUAAGAUCAUGGUCUAUCACCCCGCCAUUUUAACAAGCAGCGGACUCUAGCGAAUGUGGUUGCCGGGUACUUCCUAGAAUGAAAUAACUGGUCCUCAGUAGGGUCACGGUAGCGUUACAACCACACGCAUGUGUUCAUGAGAGGCUUCCCCCAGGGUGGGUCUCACGAAGGGUCUCGCAUCUGGAGAUACCAGAACAGGUGAUCAAAGGAUUGGUCAACGAAACAACGUUCAAAGGGUAUCGCAAAGAAAGGGAGGGAAAAAUAAUUUGCCCAAUUGAAUUCCAGAACUUGGGUUCCAUGGGCUUGAAGGGAAUGGACGCCAAUGGCGGAACGAUUGAAAUGAAGGACGUGCGACAGAGUUGGGAUCUUGGAGGAGAUCUUUUAGAGAUAGGUGAAGCUAAGAUGCUUCGAGAAGCAGAAUGAGAUUUUUCUUAAUGUGCUGUGGCUAUGCCAAGACUCGACCCCAACCAAAGGCUCAACACCAGGCAGCAGGCAAAGGUUUGAAGAGGGUAUCAGACUUGAUGGUUGAAUGGGGACUUGGUGUGAAUUGGGUCCCCGAUGGAAGUCAAGAAACACUAGAACACCUGAGGGGUGAAUGUGAUCCCAAAUGCCACUGGUCAUGUUGUAGAUGGAGGUGGGAUGGAUUUGCAAGGUGUGGUGGGUUAAGGUGCACCGCUGAACACAUUGGCCUGGUUAGACCUCCCCCCAUGGUAGACCCUAUCUUCAGGAACAUCAGUCACAAGAUUCUCCAAAUGGUCAGUCGUGGAAACAACUGCAUCGCACGCUCCAGCGAGAAGCUAUCUAGCGAUUGCCCUCGCGCCCAAAGUGGGCCGAUGGCCCUGAGUAAGGUGGAGAGAGGAAUAUAGGAGCUAAUUAACACAGAAAGAUCAUUCAUUGUAAUUGUAAGCGGCUUUGCAUCAGAAGUGGAUCCAGGAUGGGUUUGGAGGGAUGUAGACCAAACGUGAGCAGGUGGAACAAGUGUAGCUGGGGCACCUCCGCUCGGUCCGCAAUAACCAACCUGACCUCCCGGUGGCUCCGCACUUCAACUCCCCCUCCCACUCCGUAUCCGACCUCUCUGUCCUGGGUCUCCUCCAUGGCCACAGCGAGCAACACUGGAAAUUGGAGGAACGGCACCUCGUAUUCCGCUUGGGGAGUCUGCACCCUGGGGGCAUGAACAUUGAAUUCUCCCAAUUUUGUUAGUCCUUGCUGUCUCCUCCCAUCCCCCAGCCUUCGGGCUCCUCCUCCUUUUUCCUUUCUUCCCCCC
This is a messenger RNA of Leucoraja erinaceus (little skate), 3379 nucleotides long. RefSeq names its product synaptotagmin-4. Gene Ontology annotation, biological process: calcium-ion regulated exocytosis; cellular response to calcium ion; vesicle fusion. Gene Ontology annotation, molecular function: clathrin binding; calcium-dependent phospholipid binding; calcium ion binding. Lineage: Eukaryota; Metazoa; Chordata; Chondrichthyes; Rajiformes; Rajidae. Gene Ontology annotation, cellular component: axon; synapse. The record is from RefSeq and is a predicted model, not a curated record. The transcript is spliced from 5 exons. Bases 564 to 1898 code for a protein of 444 amino acids.